Molecule: messenger RNA, 2879 nt
Organism: Pomacea canaliculata
Lineage: Eukaryota; Metazoa; Mollusca; Gastropoda; Architaenioglossa; Ampullariidae
Product: acetylcholine receptor subunit alpha-type acr-7-like
Exons: 5
Coding region: 733-1563 (276 amino acids)
Biological process (GO): monoatomic ion transport
Cellular component (GO): membrane
Molecular function (GO): extracellular ligand-gated monoatomic ion channel activity
Source: RefSeq, a predicted model, not a curated record
UGCUGCUUCCCUCCAUUUUCCCCAGGUCUACUCUGGUAUACAGCAAAGAAAAUAAUUCUUUGGGGUCUGUACCUGUCGUCUUCGCCGACCAUCGAGGGCUUUCAUCGACGAAAGCGAAGGUGAAAAUCAGCAGGAGGGCACCGUGCCGCGCCGCUCACCGCCUGCGGUCCGCCUGGAUGUGACGUACACGCAUCGAACUUUGCGCGAUUGACCCUGCUUAUCUGCAUGACCCCGCGCUUACUAUUCACGUGUGUUUACUACACUCGCAGCAAGAAGUCGCGACGAGGCGGUGAGACUUGAUUCUCCUUCAUCUGCUGCUUGCUGCUGCUGCUGCUGCACAAAGCCCAGCAUACUGCACGUGCACCACGACGUCUGCAACCGAGUCCCCCACCCACCUACCCACAAGUUUUAGUCAGGAGAGUAUUUUUUUUUUCAUUUCCUUCUUUUUUUGGCUGUUGAGUAAUGGACGAACAGUAACUUUCCAGUUCAAGUGAGUGUCUGUGGUGGGAAUUCACACAAGAACGUCGCUGCAGGGCCUGAGGAGAGAGAGAAAAAAAACUAAACUGUGAAAAAAAGUGGAGAAAUCGCGAGGAGGCAGCCCGGAGCAGGCGGUGCUGGAGUGGAGACGGAGAGUUGCUGGGUGCAGCGCGAGGCGCACACGCCGCCGUAACGCUAUCCGGGAUUAUCGCAGCCACAGGGCCAGCCAUCCGGCCAGACGUGCAGGAAGUUAUCAUGGUGUCCUGGACUGUGGUGCUGGUCUCUCUCUUCCUCUUCCACGGGUCCUGCCAGGCUAGAGGGACCCACGAUCCAGAAAAGUUUCUAGAAGAGGCGGGGCAGAUCUACACAACGAUAUUCCACAAGUACAACAAACGGGUGAGGCCCCCGGAUGACUACCCCAGUAAGGUUAAAGUCAACGUUCAAGCCGUCCUCAUCCACAUACGGCAGCUCGACCUGCUCAAACAGGAGCUGGAGUCGGUCCUAGCCCUCAACAUAACAUGGGAUGACAAGCGGCUGGCCUGGUACGCCUACCAGGUGUACAACAUAACGGAAGGUGUGGAUCAGGUAUGGAGCCCUUCCAUCAUCUACCUGAACAGUGCUGUUCCGCCAAAUCCGUUGUUCUUUUCCAAAGUGACCAUCAGCUCAGAGGGACUGAUCACGUGGUUUAGACAAGAAGUAGUCACCACAGUGUGCCGCACGAAUCCCAAGGAGGCAACCCAGACGUGCGCCAUCAGCCUCGGCUUCACCUCGCCGCAUGCUGACGAAGAGUUUGGCAAUGUAACGACAUUUGAGUUAAGUGAAGAGUUCUCCAAUCACGCCUGGGAAGUGCAGCCGGGAGAAACGGAAGUAGACAACUCCCGCAAAAUCAACUUUGUCCUUUUUCUAGAACAGCUAGAGCCAAUGGCCGACAGACCAGAAGACAAAAACCAGACAGAUGCUAUGGAUGUCGUGAGCAACGGAAACGCCAGCAAAGCGAGUUCCGUUCUCGUUGUCAUGGCUACUAACUGUUUGGUAGUCACUGUGUUCCUGUGCAAUUGUAUGCUUUUGUACUUUAACUUGUAUUGAAGGAUUUAGAUGAUUUUUUUCCUAGCUGCAUUGUCUUUUUCUCUCAUUUCUACGCCCCACCAUUCAUACACUCUCAUGCAACAAAAACAUCGUUAUUUCUUUAUGCAACUUUAUGUUAUGUCACAUUUUCGAGGGUUUUUUCCAUCCUUAUAUAUCAUAAUUCUGCCUUAUACGAACCAUAAUACUGCAAAUGUGAAAUUGUAUUUAUUUUGAUAAACUGCCCACAUCGAUUUCAAACUACUCUCUCACGCACAUUAACAACACGCUGAUGAUCUGUCUUGGAAAUACUAAAACAAAAGUGUUUUACAGAUGCAGUCUCCUUCGAGCAGGAUUUUUUAUGGAUCUUUAUUUUGAUGCAAUAAAUGGAAUAUGGCGAAUAUUAAAAUGUGCACGAAAGAAACCAAGGGAGCAUGAAUGUUGGCUGUGUUCUCGUCAAACUUCAUUGAUAUUUUAUUUCUUUAACGUGCUGACCAUUGAAAUAGAGGUGGCCAGGGAUGAAAGCUAUUUUGUCUGCACCCAAAGUCUAGUUACAAGAGUAAGAGAUUUCCAUGUACAUACUUACCAGCCAUAUUGCUAUAUUGCGUGUUUUUGCUGGAGAACUAGGAUCCGAACUACAUAUUUUCAAGGCCAGCCCGAGUCAAACACGAAAUGAACCUUGAAGUUGCAAUCAGGUUAACAGGACAUAAAGCAGUCGUUACUUUUACACCAAAUGCAUUUUAUAUAUUUGAAGAAAUGAAAGCAGUCGUACAUUACCCUUUCAUUUCUCACGCCUCUGAAAGGCGCAACUACAAUGCGAGAGCUUUGACCUCUCGGUAAUGAGACGUUGCCAUGACAGUUAACCGACUUCUGUGACGUCCAGGGAAAAUUGGGUCUUGACAUCUUUGCAAAAGGCAGAUGAAAAUUUCAAAGUUCAAGAUCUCUCAUCUUGUGAUCGAACAGAUUUGUUUAUAAUUUAGGGAAUCAGUAUGUGUGAUGAAUGAGUCCAGGCCAAUAAUUUUGCACUCGAAUUCAUCUGUAACACCAAGUAAAUCUAGAGACCAAAAAAAAUAAAAAUAAAAAAAUAAUAAUAAUAAUUCAUGCAAUCCUAUUACUUGACCAGCAUGGUCAAAAUAUAUCCAAAAUGCAGUUUCACCACUUUCCUCCUGAUCAUCUUCUGCAUAGUUAUUAUCAAAUUUCAUAGUUAAAUCAUAAAUACCUUCAUAGGCUGAAGAUUGUAAAUGAUAAAACAAUGGGAAAAAAUGUAGCACGAUCCUAUGAAAAAUGCGAGUGGUGGUGUUUUACACAGCUCUUCAUAAUAAAAUUCAUUUCUGAACACG